CGCCCGGCGGCUGCUUUUGUUGUGGUGGCCGUCUUUGUGUAGAUUUCAGCCGUCGUCAUCCCGCUCACCUGUCCGACUCGCAUCCCAUCACCUCCAUCCGCCCCUCACAUCCUAAAUGACCCAGCGUGGCGCUUUGAUUAGCCUCAGUGCGGCGGAAUUAAGGCGCAAAUGUUGCACCGGGUUACUUCAGCCCGCCUUGUUUACAGAAUAAAAACAGAAGCUGUGCAAGUUGACGUCGGCCUACUUUCGUCUCAUCUGCGUUCUCACUGCCUGCUCUAUCCCCCACUCUUAAUCGCGCGUGAAAUUAACACGGCCACAUUGCGUUUUGUUUAUUUAUUUCCAUUCGUCCUUUGGAAAAAUAGAAACAAACGCGCAUUCCUCUUUGGCUUAUUUGGCACACAAAAUCUGGAAGCGUCUAGACUAAGUCCAGACAAGAAAAGACACGCAAAUAAGAACGGAACACCACUUUUUCUGUUCAUUGUGCACCUUUCUUUCUUUCUUUCCACAAAAAACAACACAUGCAAGAGAUUGUGUUUAUUUUUGAGAUUUAGACGUCCUAUUUUAUUUUGUGGGCCAGUCACAUAUUAAAUUUCUUGCUCUUUGUGUGCAGUGAUUUCACACAAACACAAACACAUAUAAUUGAAUUACACUACUGGAAAUACUACAAAGCAGAUAAGAACUUGAUUGGAGAAUUAAAGACGCUGUGGUGAUUCCUUUACACUUCACUAGCUUGUUUGGUAAUUAUAUUUAGUGAUAGUGCUAAAUACAAUAAAGGGCGCUAUUUCAAUAACAUCAUAUAGAGAACUAAAGUUACAUCAGCUCUGCUUGGGAGUUUUAUUAGGCCAAUUAAGCAUGCUACUCAAGGAGAAUAAGAUAAUAAAAAAGACUAUAUUGGGCUUCUAGGAUGGAUUUAAUAUGCUGUUUAAAAGCCCUCUCCCAGCUGAUUCUAAUUUAUUUUCUAAUUUUUUGUAGAACAACCUGCACAGUUAGCAGUUAGUUAUAAUAUAAAUACAAGUGAGAUUAAUUGAAAUGCAUUCUUUAUAAGUAAAAUUAAAAGGCUGUUGUGGACUUGCAGAAGGAUGCUGUGGUGCUCCCUCUCUCCUCCAGAUGAAAUAUUGCCAUGGUUACCAAACAAAGAAGGGGUGAUGUGAUAGCAGCCUAUGGAUGAGCAGAACAAAGGAGGAAAACCACAGCUCCUGUUUGGCUUGCGGCUGCCUAAUAAAAUGAGGGAACAGUCAUUGUUCUUGUUAUAGUGGCCCUGCUUAAAAGGAAGGACUGUAUUUUUAAGACACAGCUGGCUCAAUUAGAGGUUAAUGCCGUUUUUGCAGUUUCCCGUCUCAUACUGGGCUGUGUCGCGUACACCUUCCUGAAGUUUACGGUGAUGUGGACACUGGUGCUGCUGGCAGACUUCAUCCUUGAAUUCAGACUGGAGUACCUGUGGCCGUGCUGGCUCUUCUUUGGGAGCGUGUACACCACUUUCCACUGCCAUGGGCUGGUUAUUUGUGUUGUUUUUGUUUGCGCUGCCUUCACUCUGGACAUCUUUUGUUUAAUUUUUGUUCCUUUGCACUGGCUGUUCUUUGUGGCGAGCACCUAUGUGUUAUUCAAUUACAUAUGGCACACAGAGAAGGGCAUCUGUAUAUCAACUGUGUCUCUGUGGAUCCUGCUCGUGUACACAGAGGCUUCACUUCGACUCAAAGACCUUAAAACCUCACAUGCCAACCUGUCCCAUCUUUUUGCCGCUCACUGUAUUGGAUAUCCUGUAGUUUAUCUGGGGUUUGAUGCCACCUGCUACUUCACCAACAUCUUUAAGCUGCGCAUACAGAAAGCAGUGCAGAGUGAGAAUGACUUCCACAUGCACCUCCUUCAGCACUCGCUCCCCCCAGGCCUGCAGGUUUAUCCCAAGACAGGCACAGAUGGCAGCAGCACCUCCAAAUGGAAAGUCAAGCCUGAGUCGAGUCAGUAUCAGUGUCAGAACGGUGCUGUGCUGGCCCAAGAUGAGGCACACACCGUGGACUGCCUCCAGAUCCGCAGUGAGGAGAGAGCAACAGAGAAAGCGUCACAGGAGGUGAGGUCAGCCGAACCAAACCGCCGGCCACCAUCGUCAUCGUCGUCAUCAUCCAAACCCAGUGUGGGUGAGUCCAAAGAUCUGCUGCACAGCAGCACAGGAGGACCGGAAUCAUCAACAACUCCAGAAAAUCUACCUCAAGAGGAGCACGGCAGCAAAGCAACGCGAGCAGCUAAGAACUCCUCACCAAAAGUCAGAAGAAGCAGCUCAAAUACUCCUUCACCUCCUGCGGGAAGGACUGAGAAGAAACACAGGUCUAGCUCCAAAACAGUCAGCCCCAACAGGGAUGCAGCAGAAAAGAGUGCCACAGCAGCUCAGAGUUACCACACUGAACAGACAAGCAAGCUGGAGCAGGAGCUGAGGAGGCUGAAGAGUGAGCUGCAGUCGAGCAGGCAGACCGAACAGGAGCUUCGAAGUCACAUCUGCAACCUGACCAACAGCGAGAGGAGCCUUAGACCAGAGGUUUCCCUGCUCAGACAGUCCAACAUGCUUCUCCAGAGCAAGAUUCUGUGCCUAACUAAAAACAAGCAGAGGGACAAGCAGACUUGUGUGAUGCUGGAGAAGAAGACCAGAGCAGAGGCAGAGGCCAGACUCUCUGCUGAGAAGCAGUUGGCUGAGCUUCAGGCUCAAAAACUGGAGGAGGCGGCGAGCACAGCACGGAGUCUAACAAACAGGCAGGAACACUGUGAAACCCAAAUGUUAAGGAAAAAGGUUAAAGAGCUAGAGACAGAGUACAAACAACUACAACUGGAGUAUCAAGUGAAAGACAGUCGUGUGGUAGAUCUAGAGAGUGAUGUUGAGGCUUUGGGAAAGUACCGCUGUGUGGAAAAAGAGACAGAUAUGCUGCUGUCCACUUUGUCAGCCAUGCAGGAAAAGGCUCAACAUCUGGAGUACAACCUGAGCGCUGAGACUCGCAUCAAACUGGACCUCUUCUCUGCGCUGGGAGAUGCCCGCAGACAGCUAGAAAUCGCCCAAGAUAAGGUGAUGAAGCAGGACAGGGAGAUAAGUGAGAUGAAGAAGAAGAUUGCCGAGGUGAUGGCGGUGAGCCCCGGCAUGUCCUACAUGGCGCCCCGGCCCCACGUGCCACAGAAUCUCACCAAGUUGCUCAACUCCGAGCGCUACGUGUUGAAUCCACGAGCAUUGAUGUACCAGUGUUUGAAGAAAUAGGGGACGUCCCAGAGCUUUCACACCUCAUCAGAACUCGUCAGAUCCGGACGAGUUUAUCACAGAGCUAAACAACACCGCGAAGUCCUCUACUUCCAGCCAUGAGUGGAACCAGGCCAAGCCUCCACGAGUCGAAUGCCUUUUGCUGCACUGAUGGUGCUAACUUGAUAUUAUUCUGUAUAUUUCCUGUUUUCUGCCACAUCACAGGUCGAAGAGUUUCACUCCAAAAUGAGGUAUCUAAUAUGCAGAGCUGGUCAUUUUUUUGAAGGAAAAAAAAAAAGGUUUACUUAUCCCGAUUAAAUACAAAUACAGGUGUCAGCAGAGAUACAAACCAAGUAGAUUUAUCUGAAUGAAGACCUGGUGCCCGAUGUGGACAUGCCUAGAGGAAGAUGGCACUGACAGGUUCUCUGCUGCAGCUGUAAAAUAUUUAAUUAAACCGCUCUUUACAGUUUAACUCCUGGCAUGAAAGUAAAACUAACCGAACAACAUUAUUUAAGUCCGUUCAUGUGUUAAACUUACAGAUGUGUAAGAAUUCAGAGUUUUCUUGAUCUGCUGCAAUACUGACAAGAAGAUUCAAAGUAAUAUCUUUUUUAAGCCCUAUUUGUCAGUAUUUAUUAGAACAAAAUGAUCACUGAGGUCCAGCAGUACAGGUACUGAUCAUAAAAUUAAGAAAACAGUGGCUGACUUCUGUUCCGGUGUCUCAGUCAGUCGUGACAGUCAAACCACGUGACUCUGAAACUGGAAAUCAGCCAUCACGCUUUUUUCAUCGUCUCGGCUUUUCUUUGAAAAAGAGGCCAUAUUUUAGACUUAAAUCUUUAACGGAUUUUGGGCAAAUAUUGGAGUUGUGAACAUUAUUUACAUUCAUGUCUAAACAUGAUUAUAGAAAGAUGAGAAAUUCGUAUACAGACUUUUGUCAAAGCCUCAGUGGUUAUGAUAAUGAACUUGUUUCUCUAAAUGUCUCUAUUGGAGAAAAAAAUUUUGAAUAAUAAAUUUGGUAUAUAUAUGUAUAUAUAUAUAUAUAUACAUACAUGCACAUAUUUAUAUAACCUGGUCAGCUACAUCAUUAAAACCACCAGCUGAAUAAUGUGCACGACCCUCUUGAGCCAUGAAAACCUUCACGGAUCUGCCCUGCUGCAGGUCCUCGGAUUACUGCAUAUUUUCUGUAGGUUUUGAGUUGGGCUCGAUUUGGAUUGAGAGUUCGGAUUGAGACCCUUUAAGAGGAGGGACUACUCUUCUAUGGUCUCUUCAGGUGUCUGUUGUCCCAAACUGAGUACCGUCACCGCCUUAGGUUGUUUUCUGCGCUUCUUCAUAUGCUUAUGAGCACUUUUUGUGGGAGAACGCGGCCAUCGGGAAACGCCAUUACCAUGUAGCGGGUCAGAGCUUCCUGGAAUUGCUAGAAGCUCUGACCCGGACCCAAAAACAGAUGAGUGGGUGGGUUUCAAAGUAAAUUUAAAAUCUUCCUGCUGAAAAUUAUAACAAGAUGAUCAAUGUUGUUCACUUCACCUGUCUGGUUUUAAUGUUGUGGCCGAUCCUCGUACCAUUCUAUCAAAGUGUAAAUGGGACUAUUUAACAUACCCCAAAUGUUUAAAACAAGUAUGCACCAAGAUGUUCUUGUGUGUGCCUGUAAAUAGAGAUUUAGGAGUAUCUUAAUUGUGCUGAAAUUCAGACAAAAUAUGUGCGUUCAACACAGAGCUUUGGAAUGAAACCCUUCAGAGUUGGAAUAUUCCUGCAUAACAGGCGGCAUCUUUGUAUGAAUAUUCCUGGUUGCCAUCCGGGAGACUCUUGAGAAUAGUUAAGUGAUGUUUUAUUGUCUUACUGACCUGAUAAUUUUUUAAAAAGAAAGCUGACUUCAGCUACGACUGAGAGCCCACUAUUUUUUUGAUGUUUGGCAGCUCGUGGCUCCACAGUGGCAUCUGGAAAAGAGAGACCGCGACCUUGUCCGAGAAGUAAAGCAGAGCCGGGAAGGACAAGGGGGACGGUGUUGACGAAACAUGGCUCACGGAUGAAAUUACUGUGCCUAUAUACUUUCAAACUCGGAAGUAAAACACAAAUUUUAAUGUGAAAGAGUAAUGUGUUUAAAUUGAAGUGCUAUGUACUGUUUUUGUAGUUUUUGCUUCAUUUCUUUCUUAAUUUUUUUUUUUACUCAGUGUACAGAAUUGAAAAAUUACCCACGCAGCUGAAAAACACUCAUGAACUGGAUGUCGCCAUUUUGGUAGCUUUUUAUUUAGAGCGUGUUUCUAGGGUGUUUUAUAUCAAAAAUAUUUUUUAGUCUUGCUGUUCUUCUUAUACUGCUGUCAUUUUGUACGGCACUGUGUUUGUCAGCAUGAAAUGUGUUUUAUUCAACCGUUAUUUGAGCACACAUUGUGACUUUAUGUACCUGGAUGUACUUGUACAAGGGCUACAGUUUCUUAACGUUUUUGGACGAACAAUUGUUAAUUCAAACGAUGAUGCUCUGAGGCUGGAGAUCACACUCCUGAUACACCAGGACCCCGUUUUGUAUAAAUUAUUUAAGUUAUCAAAUGAGUCUAAUUUGUGCAGACGUGUGCAUGUUCCUUCACUCAGGAGCCAUUUAUGGUGUCAUUUUCUGACUUUGAAGGUAAAACGAGCAAAAUUGACUUCUUCUGCAAAUGGAAGUGCUUUCUGAAAACUUUAGUGUAAUGGCUAAUAAAGAUCAUCUUCAUAAACAUUUUGGCCUCACAACAGAUCAACAAGAGACACUGAGAUUAUUUAAGAUGAUCUCCUUUUCUGAUCUGUAGAUUCAUGCUGAACUAAGUUACAGAGUGCCUUUGGGGCAUGGGUUUGAAGACAUUUUGAACUCGGUUACUUACUCGUUACUUUCAGAGUAACUAGUUACUAGGGAAAGUAACUUUGGUUUUACUCAGAAUUCUCUUAUUAAUGUGUUGCUCGGCUAACUGAAUACCCAGCAAGGAUGCCAGUCUUCUAGCUUGCUUACAUGUUAGCGCUAUCCUGCCACAAGUGCACUGUGCCACCCAAUGGCCUGAACCUAAAAUGGCAGUGUAGUAGUGUGAGUGCAAGUUAAUGAUGAAAGGAAUGAAACUAAAUUAGAAAUGAACAAUGUUUGUUUUAUGUGUCACUUUUUAUCGUUCUCUUUUAAUCUAUUUCUAUUGUUUCAAACGUCUAUAAAUGCAAACACAUCAUUUUGGGGUUGAUGCAGCAGUACUGUAAUCGUACGUAGUAUCACUAGGAAGCAGCAGUGGAUCGCAAAACACGGCACACAGUGUGUUGAAACUUUUGAAAGGUAUAUUUAUUUUUGCCAUUGAAAUGGGUAGAAAGUAUACUUUUAGCAGUGCCAACAUUAAACUAUGCCUCAGACCAUUUACGAGCUGUAAGUAUCAAAAUAGUGCAAAAAUGGUUCAACAUAAACACAGUUUGUCACACAGUUUGUCCAUUCUUUGUAAACUUAACUGAAAACAGCUGAACUGCAUCAACUGUGCAAGUUUGCCCGUCAGUUCAGUAUUGACGGGCAAACUUAAAAGUAUUUUCAGCUUCACAAAUAG
Messenger RNA from Haplochromis burtoni (Burton's mouthbrooder), 6747 nucleotides. Its product is annotated as macoilin-1. Bases 1382 to 3232 code for a protein of 616 amino acids. The transcript has 11 exons. Gene Ontology annotation, cellular component: rough endoplasmic reticulum membrane. NCBI's taxonomy places the organism in Eukaryota, Metazoa, Chordata, Actinopteri, Cichliformes, Cichlidae. Gene Ontology annotation, biological process: neuronal signal transduction. The record is from RefSeq and is a predicted model, not a curated record.